AUGAGUAAAAAACAACCUGGACGUCCUAAAACUGCAUGUAACGCAUGUGCUUUAAACAAAGUAGCUUGCAAAGGAAUUUUUCUUUAUUGUGAAAAGUGGGAAACCACUCAAAAUUGCCCUUCAUUACAAUUUAAUACACAAAUAUCUUAUCCAAAUCCGUGUAUUAGAUGUACACAAAUUCAUAAACCUUGUAACGGUAAUUAUGCGUUAUGUUAUAGGUUUCCAUGGCAUCUUUUUUCAGAUAGAGAUAAUAUUGUUUUAUCUGAUAAAGAUGCUAUAGAAAUUAAAGGUGUCCCAUCAUUUCAAACUUUUGACAAUCCAACACCCGCAUCUCAACCUUUGCCACCAAAUGAAUCUUUAUUAAUCAUACAUUCUAUAAAUCUUGAAAUUGGAGAAAGGGAAUCUAAAGAUUUAGCAAUAAUGGUUAAAAUUCGUAAAGAAGGAAAACCUUAUAGAGAAGUAGUAAUGGAGUUGGAUACUGGCUCAGAUGUUACUUGGAUUACCUCUGCAUUAUUUGAUUUUUUAAAACUUAAAAAAAUUGAAUCAGAUGAAAUAAUUUAUGGGCAUAGUGGGUAUGAAAUUCCUGUUGUUUGCAAAGCAGAGGUCAUUAUCAAAAUUAGAAAAGUUAAAUCAAAAAUUAUAGUUUAUGUAAAUAACGAUAUAAAUUAUUUAAAUGGAAUAAUUGGCAAAGAUUUAAUGAAAGCAAUGAAUUUAAAUCUUUUAAUUUCGGAAGGACAAAUUUCUGUUUCAUGUAAUGAACAUAUUUUUAAAGCACCUUUAUGUGUAGGCAAAAAUUGUAAUAUUUUACAAUCUUAUUUAUCUGAUAAUGAAUAA
Messenger RNA from Dentiscutata erythropus, 834 nucleotides. The record is from the annotation of a GenBank genome assembly. NCBI's taxonomy places the organism in Eukaryota, Fungi, Glomeromycota, Glomeromycetes, Diversisporales, Gigasporaceae.